AUGGUGCUCAGCCGAAGUACGCCUGAGAACCCGUUUGCUACUCUGAUUCCGGAGCAACAAUUCGCCAUCAUUCCCGAGUUCACUCUCGAAUCGGGUGUCACUCUUCACAAUGUACCCGUAGCCUACACCACGAGGGGCAAGCUCUCGCCCAACGGCGACAAUGCCAUGGUCAUCUGCCAUGCCUUAACCGGUAGCGCUGAUGUCAGUGAUUGGUGGGGACCACUCCUUGGAGGUCCCGGCAGAGCUUUCGAUACUUCGCGGUUCUUCAUCGUCUGUAUGAACGCUCUGGGAAGUCCUUACGGCACUGCUAGCCCGGUCACUGCCAAGGACGGAGAUCCGUCAAAGGGCAGAUACGGCCCCGAGUUUCCCUUGACUACAAUCCGCGAUGACGUCAACCUUCACAAGCUCCUGUUGGAUGAUCUUGGCGUUAAGCAGAUUGCCGCAGUCAUUGGUGGAUCAUUGGGUGGCAUGUUUGUGUUGGAGUGGGCGUACCUUGGCAAGGAAUACAUCAGAUGCGUCGUGCCCAUCGCGACAUCAAGCAGACACAGCGCAUGGGGUAUCAGCUGGGGUGAAGCCCAACGGCAGAGCAUCUACGCCGACCCGAAGUACGACGACGGCUACUACUCCUUUGAUGAUCCCCCAUCGACCGGUCUCGGCGCCGCUCGCAUGUCUGCUCUCUUGACCUACCGCAGCCGCAACUCUUUCGAGUCGCGGUUCGGACGCAACACCCCCGACCCAUCUAGGCGGCAAACCAUCCGCGAGAGGCCUAGGCCCAGCACGCCGUCCGAGGCUCACUUUCACAUCCAUAACGACGGCCACAACGUCAAGCGGGUCAGCCUCUCACGUCAGAACAGCCAGGGCGGUACAGUAGAGACACCGGUAAACGGGACAACAGCCGAUGCGGUCACGGAGGCACUGGACCCCCAGUUCCACGGUCCUCAGACGGAGAGCCUGACUGGGGGCGACAAGCUCCCUACAUCGACCUACUUCUCCGCGCAGUCCUACCUGCGUUACCAGGGACAGAAGUUCGUCAAGCGUUUCGAUAGCAACUGCUACAUCGCCAUGACAAGAAAGCUGGACACGCACGACGUCUCCCGGGACCGAGCCCCGACGAUCGCUGAGGCUUUGGCCUUGAUCGAGCAGCCCACCCUGGUCCUGGGUAUUGAGAGCGACGGACUCUUCACGUUCGCUGAGCAAGAGGAGAUCGCGGAGCACGUCAAGAACGCCAGGCUUGAGCGAAUCGACAGCCCCGAGGGCCACGAUGCAUUUUUGCUUCAGUUCGAGCAGGUGAACCGCUACGUGCUGGACUUUUUGAAACAGACACUGCCGGAUAUCAUGGACAAGAAGGGCGAGGAGGUGGAGGAGUCCGGCGUUGGUCAGCUGACCAAGAGCAGCACAUUUGGAGAGGCCGAGGUGGAGGAUAUUACCGCAUGGUAG
Colletotrichum spaethianum is the source of this 1437-nucleotide messenger RNA. RefSeq names its product homoserine O-acetyltransferase. The transcript has 3 exons. Bases 1 to 1437 code for a protein of 478 amino acids. Gene Ontology annotation, biological process: L-homoserine metabolic process. Gene Ontology annotation, molecular function: homoserine O-acetyltransferase activity. NCBI's taxonomy places the organism in Eukaryota, Fungi, Ascomycota, Sordariomycetes, Glomerellales, Glomerellaceae. The record is from RefSeq and is a predicted model, not a curated record.